AUGGCUCACCGGGUCUCACGGCGAGACUCAUGGCCGCCGACCAUGAUGCGUCUGCACCCAAGCAUCGAGACCGAGGACACGGCGAUGGAUAUCGAUCCCAACCACGAUGAGCUAUCCCUCGAGGAUGACGACCCCAUCAACUACUUCCUCACACCCACGCCCCUCUUAGACGAUGGCGACACGGACGACGAUAUGGACUCGAUGGAUCUGGAGAUGGACAUGUUUAAUGCCGGCAUCGAAGACCCUCACCACCCCCAGCCAACCAUCCGGAGCAUCAGCCCGUCCGACCUGACUGGGCCUAGCCGGCCACCGUCCGCACUGCCCAAGAUGCUCCCUCUGCCCAUCCGAUCUCCGACACCUCCCAAGGCGAGAUCCAACUCCAGGUCUCCGCCCUCAAGAAACUCCCCUGAGGCCCUGACGCCGACCACAGAGCACGACGAUGACGACGACGACGAGGAGGACUACGUCCGCUUCACCCCGAGCGGCACGCUCGCCCCGUUCAGCCUCUACCACAACUUCGCAAGCUCCAAGUCCAAGGGUGCCAGCCGCAAGGCGGCCGCCGCAGCCCAGGCCAGGGCACAGAGGUCACUGGACAAGAACGAUAGGGUGGGCAUGAUGAUGGCCCACGGGCCCUCGACCUCCUCCGCCAACCUCCUGCUCCCGCCCGACGCGUUUCACCCGGUGGGAGGGGCCGUCCACGACUGGUCCAGCGGCCGCGUAGCUGGUCUGGCCCCACGCACGCCGGGGCCCUUGGAGAGAACAACCGCCUGUCGCCGCGAGCGUGGCGAGCCCAGCCCAGAUGUUUGGUCGAUCGAGGAGGACCCCGAGGCAGAGAUGAUGAGCGAGUUUGGCGAGGGGAGCGUCGAGGUCGACACCCUCGGCCACAAGAGCGAGGCGAUGACCCCCGGCGGUGACAAGGCGGGAAAGAAGGUGCGCUUUGCGCUGCCCGUCACGGAGAUCCCUUAA
Messenger RNA from Diaporthe citri, 966 nucleotides. RefSeq lists its product as uncharacterized. The record is from RefSeq and is a predicted model, not a curated record. NCBI's taxonomy places the organism in Eukaryota, Fungi, Ascomycota, Sordariomycetes, Diaporthales, Diaporthaceae. The transcript has 2 exons. Bases 1 to 966 code for a protein of 321 amino acids.